This is a messenger RNA of Solanum tuberosum (potato), 2582 nucleotides long. Its product is annotated as cytochrome P450 710A1-like. NCBI's taxonomy places the organism in Eukaryota, Viridiplantae, Streptophyta, Magnoliopsida, Solanales, Solanaceae. Gene Ontology annotation, molecular function: oxidoreductase activity, acting on paired donors, with incorporation or reduction of molecular oxygen; monooxygenase activity; heme binding. The record is from RefSeq and is a predicted model, not a curated record. The transcript has a single exon. The coding region runs from base 887 to 2392 and encodes 501 amino acids. Gene Ontology annotation, biological process: sterol metabolic process.
AAAGAGUAAACAUUCUUCCAACAUGUUACAUUACAACUUGUAUUAAAAUAUCACCAAUUAUUAGCAACCUUUAAGAAUUUAUAGGUAUCUGUCACUCUAGUAAACAGAUAAAACGUAUCUUAACAUCAGAUUGUUAGUAAUCCGACCUUAGAAAAUGUAUAGUUAAGCACAUAACUACUCGAUACUUGAAUUGGUGAGCGGUAAUGAAAUGUCCGAUGGAAUCGAGGUGUGCAAACUGGUCCCAUAGGUUAAAAGGAUUUUGGGACAGAGAGAUUCAAAGGAGAAGAGCAAAUUCCCCAUGUAAUAUAUGCUUUUGUCUCUUUGCAAAUGUCUUGGAAUCCUCCACUGGACCACUCCUAUUAGUAUGACCAGCUCGAUUUCGACCCCACCAACCCUAAAUAAUCAUUCUCUAUUCCCUAACGAGUCUCGUUUAACAUAAGGUAUAAUAGUUUCAGGAUACAAUGCAUGCCAAACGACAGCUAAAUUUGUUAUAAAUGUGAGCUGAACCUUUACCAUAGUCAAUCAAUUCGUUUUUCGCUUUCUUAUACCCAAUAUAACACUUUCUCCAUCUCCAAAAGUGAAACUCAGACUAGAAAACUGAACAAAAUUCACCUUCUCGACCAAGACUACCUGUAAACAGGUUAACUGACACCGUACAAUCUGAAAUUUCUGCCUAAUAUAAUUCAGAUUUGGUUUUCCAACUUCUUGCACAGUUUUCACUAUAUUUUUCUCUCUCAGCUUUCUUGUUUGACCCACCUAUCCAACCUUCAUAUAUGGACCCUUCUUCCUUCUUCCAUCCUACUAUAUAAACCCUACACACCAUUUAAAUCCAUAUUAUCAAACAGUUUCCGGUGGAGAGCUAAGGAAGAAGAGAGCUAUACUGCACAUGGCAUCCAUUUGGGUCUUGUUAUCCCCAUGGAUACCAUAUUUCUUCUCUUUCAUAGCUUUUCUACUUCUUCUUGAACAGAUGUCUUACAUCAAGAAGAAGCGUUUUCUUCCUGGCCCAACUCUUGUAUUCCCCUUUCUUGGCAACGUAAUUCCCUUAGUCACAAAUCCAACUAAAUUCUGGGACCUUCAAUCAGCUUUAGCUAAGUCUACCGGACAUGGGUUCUCAGUUAACUAUAUAAUCGGUAAGUUCAUUCUUUAUAUCCACUCAACUGACCUCUCCCAUAAGGUCUUUGCCAAUGUCCGCCCCGACGCUUUCCAUCUUAUCGGUCACCCUUUUGGGAAAAAGCUAUUCGGCGAGCAUAACUUGAUUUACAUGUUUGGCCAAGAACAUAAAGACCUUCGCCGACGAAUUGCCCCAAAUUUUACUCCUAAAGCUCUUGGAACUUACACUGAUAUCCAACAGAGGAUUAUUAUCAAAUACUUAAAGUCCUGGUUAGAUGAAGCAUCCAAAUCCCCUAACACCCCAAUCCCGCUUCGCCUACUUUGCCGGGAUAUGAACUUAGAUACUUCCCAGACUGUGUUCGUUGGUCCAUAUUUGGAUGGAGAAUCCAGAAAGAGAUUCAAUGUUGAUUACAAUUACUUCAAUGUUGGGUUAAUGAAACUCCCUGUAGAUUUACCGGGUUUUGCCUUCAGAAAUGCUAGAUUAGCAGUUGGGAGAUUAAUCGACGCCCUUUCUGUUUGCGUGGAACAGAGCUUAAACAAGAUGAAAAACGAAGAAGAACCCACAUGCUUGAUUGAUUUCUGGAUGCAGGAAAAUUUAAGAGAGAUUAACGAAGCUAAGAACAAUGGAUUACAAAAGCCAUUCCAGUACACUAACAAGGAACUUGGAGGUUACCUGUUCGACUUCCUCUUUGCUGCUCAAGAUGCUUCUACUUCUGCUCUGUUAUGGGCAAUCGUGCUUUUAGAUUCUCACCCACAAGUUCUGGAGAAAGUUCGGUCGGAGGUAGCGAAAUUCUGGUCGCCAGAAUCUGAGGAGCCGCUGACGGUGGAGAUGCUCAGGGAAAUGAAGUACCUGGAAGCGGUGGCGCGUGAGAUAAUCAGAAUCAGAGCUCCGGCAACUAUGGUGCCACAUAUUGCCGGCGAAGAAUUCCGGUUAACCGAAGAUUACGUUAUCCCAAAAGGAACAAUUGUGUUCCCUUCGGUUUUUGACUCAUCAUUUCAGGGUUUUCCUGAACCGGAGAAAUUUGACCCGGACCGGUUCAUGGAGGAGAGACAAGAGGAACGGGUUUACAAAAAGAACUUUCUAGCAUUCGGAGCUGGGCCCCAUGCAUGUGUGGGCCAGAAGUAUGCUAUUAACCACUUGAUGCUUUUCAUUGCUAUGUUUACGGCUCUGAUUGAUUUCAAGAGACACAAAACCGACGGCUGUGAUGAUAUCUCGUAUAUUCCAACCAUCGCUCCAAAGGAUGAUUGCAAAGUGUUCCUUGCACAUAGGUGCACUCGAUGAUUGCCCAUUUUUUAAAAAAUUAAUCAAUUUGGUCCCAUUUUAAUUUUUUUUCCCUUCUUUUAUUUUUUUAAAUUUUAGUGUGUACAUGCAACUUGAUCAAAUGAUUCAAGAUUCUUUUAAAAUGCAAUUGAUGGAGUGACAAAUAUUUGGGAUUGUGUGGAAGAUUUUUUAAUAAAAGAAAUUCCUUUUG